Messenger RNA from Chaetomium fimeti, 1589 nucleotides. RefSeq names its product PLC-like phosphodiesterase. Bases 113 to 1480 code for a protein of 455 amino acids. The record is from RefSeq and is a predicted model, not a curated record. Gene Ontology annotation, biological process: lipid metabolic process. NCBI's taxonomy places the organism in Eukaryota, Fungi, Ascomycota, Sordariomycetes, Sordariales, Chaetomiaceae. Gene Ontology annotation, molecular function: glycerophosphodiester phosphodiesterase activity. The transcript has 2 exons.
UUCCCGGGUUCAGGGGUGAUGGAGAGGGUGCAUUGAGCAGCAGAUUGGGAACCGAACGCGCCUUGACUGUCACACGUGCUUGCAAUUGACCUCUGUGCAACUCCGAGUAUAUAUGGGCUGGCCCCGAUUCCGAAUCACCGACCUGAAGAGAUCGCCCGUCCACUGCUUCCACCUCGGAGACCAUUUCCCCGGAUCUCCCAACCCACACACGAUGGUUGCAAUCCGCUUCCUGGCCUUGUCGGCCUUCGUUAUCCCGGGCCUUGCAGCUCCCCAUGACAAUGGGAAGGGAUGUAACUCCGGCCCGGGGAAGGUCACACCCGUCAAGCGGAUUUCGCUCGGCCCUCGCCCGUACUGGCUGGUUGACGAUAUGGACGAUGGCCCAUUAAAGAACAAGCUCGCUUCGUGUUCUGAGAAGGAGAUGAAGCGAAGCGACUGGAGCAUCUCGCAUCGCGGUGGCGGCACGCUGCAGUUCCCCGAGCAUACACACGGGUCCCUCAUGGCCGGGACAAGAAUGGGGGCUGGAAUCCAAGAAUGCGACGUCACAUUCACCAAGGACAAGCAGCUCGUGUGCCGCCAUGCCCAAUGCGAUCUCCACACUACCACCAACGUGGUCUCGAUCCCGGAACUCAAUGCCAAAUGCACCGUUCCGUUCAAGCCUGCGUCCGACGGCGCCAGCGCAACCGCCAAAUGCUGCACUUCUGAUUUCACCCUCGAGGAAAUCAAGACGCUGUGUGCCAAGAUGGACGCCUCCAACAGCGCAGCCACCACGCCGGCCGAGUUUCUCGGCGGCACGCCUGGGUAUCGGACGGACCUGUACGCCAAGUCCUGCAGCCGCGUGUUGACUUUCCGCGAUUUCGUCGAGCUUGUUGAUGGUCUGGGGUUGAAGUUCACCGCUGAGCUCAAGACCCCUGAGGUUCCCAUGCCUUUCCCGGCCGGCAGCGACUACACUCAGGCCAAGUUCGCCCAGCAGCUGAUCGACGAGUUCGAAGCCGCCAACAUCAAGCCCGAGCGCGUGUGGUUGCAGUCCUUCCUCUACGAUGACCUCCUCUACUGGAUCGAAGCCGAACCGAAGUGGGCUAAGCAGGCCGUCCUGCUCGACGAGAGCGCCGACGCGGCCAUGACCAUGCCAGAGGCGGUGGCCAACCUCGAGAAGUAUGCCAAGGCAGGCGUAAAGAUCGUCGCGCCCCCGCUGCCGUACCUCGUCACGGUCGAUAAUGGCAAGAUCGUUCCGAGCGAGUAUGCCCUCAUGGCUAAGAAGGUUGGUCUCAAGAUCAUUACCUGGAGCCUUGAGCGCAGCGGCUGGCUGGGCGACGGGUCAGGGGGUGGAUACUACUACAGCAGCAUCGCAAACGUCACAAACAACGAAGGCGACGUGUUCAACCUGCUGCACGUGCUGGCCCAGGAUGUGGGCGUCGUUGGUGUUUUCUCGGAUUGGAGCGCCACCGUCACGUACUAUGCCAACUGCUUUGGCCUCUUUUGAGCGAGAGCAUGAUGAUGCAAAUUUGAGCAUUCUUCAUAUUGGAUGUGGAUAAUUAAUGUGGAUCUAAUAAUUGAAAUCCGGGGCGAUCGACGCGUUUCAUCGUCUCAUG